GUUGCCCAAUCUUGGUAAAACCUCUCUUAACUGAAAAACCUCAUCGCCCUCUCUCUCUCUCUCUACUCUCUCAGUCUCUCUCUCUCUCUCUCACUCACACACGGAGACACAGAGAAAUGGCGGCGAGAAACGCACUGCUGAAGUACCUGAGGGUGAGCGUGAAGCCGGUGCUUCCGUUCCAAAACCCUAGAGCAACCGGCAGCGGCUUAUCGCAGCUCAUCAGGCGCCACUUCUGCGAAGAAGCUAGGGGCUCCUUCCUCGACAAAUCGGAGGUCGCCGAUCGUGUCAUUAAUGUCGUCAAGAAAUUCGAGAAAGUUGAUCCUUCCAAGGUUACUCCAAAUGCUCAUUUCCAGAACGAUCUUGGUCUGGAUAGUUUAGACGCUGUGGAAAUUGUGAUGGCGCUCGAAGAAGAGUUCCGUUUUGAGAUUCCAGACAACGAAGCAGACAAAAUCAACUCCAUCGAUCUUGCUGUUGACUUUAUAGCAUCUCACCCUCAGGCGAAAUAGAAGCAAUGGCUCUGGCUUUGGCCAUUUUUUUUUCCUUCCUCCCUACCUAGACUAGCCUUCUAAUGUUUGAGAAUCCCCCUUUUAGAGAAAAAGGGAAACUAUUCAUGGGUCGAGAUCCCAAAUCUUCCCUAUAUGUUGAAUAUUUUGUCAUGGAUUCUUGUCAAAGUGCUUCUUGCAUUAGCAAGUUAUGCUGGUUUUCUUCUGCAUGAUUCCUGGUGAUUGGAACUACAUGUGAAGUUCAAUAAUUGAAAAGAGUUGUUAACGGUUUAACUCCGUUUCCAUCUA
Salvia miltiorrhiza (redroot sage) is the source of this 791-nucleotide messenger RNA. Its product is annotated as acyl carrier protein 2, mitochondrial. Gene Ontology annotation, cellular component: mitochondrion. The transcript has 2 exons. Gene Ontology annotation, molecular function: acyl binding; acyl carrier activity. Gene Ontology annotation, biological process: fatty acid biosynthetic process. The record is from RefSeq and is a predicted model, not a curated record. Bases 117 to 506 code for a protein of 129 amino acids. Lineage: Eukaryota; Viridiplantae; Streptophyta; Magnoliopsida; Lamiales; Lamiaceae.